Messenger RNA from Puccinia graminis f. sp. tritici CRL 75-36-700-3, 888 nucleotides. RefSeq lists its product as uncharacterized. The transcript has 6 exons. The record is from RefSeq and is a predicted model, not a curated record. Gene Ontology annotation, biological process: DNA repair. Bases 1 to 888 code for a protein of 295 amino acids. Lineage: Eukaryota; Fungi; Basidiomycota; Pucciniomycetes; Pucciniales; Pucciniaceae. Gene Ontology annotation, cellular component: nucleus; Smc5-Smc6 complex.
AUGAAGGAUAACGCAACGGUGAUCACCGCCGAGGAGUUCAAUCAACAAGUAAUCGGAUUAGACGACAACUUCAAGUCUCAUGUACGAGCCCCAGCAGAAGCAACGAUCGACUCGCGUGCAUUGAGGUUCCUCUCCGAAACAGCCUUGAAGAAAUCCAAAUUGUUCAAGAUCGACAUCAAUGCAUUCGAUCCUGAUGAAUUCGUACUCAGAUUCCGACAGGUCAUGACCGCAAAAGCUCCGAUCGAUACCGUCGGCAAUUCGAGCGAGGAUGAGGAAGGCGCAGCAGAAGAAAUAGAUUGGUGUAAGGUCGGUAAGAGACUCAUGCGCUACUCUCGGCGCGCACCCACCAUGGAUUUGAUGUAUGGUCCUCUAGAAAUCCAGCAGAAAAAACGCAAAUUGACGCAACGCGUCAAACUGGAGAAACACGAAUCUGACAUGAAGCAACCAGAGCUUAUCGAUAAUAAUGACAUCGAACGAUCACAAGCCGAGAUGUCUGCCCUAAUUAAGAGGAUCAGUGACCUCCUUACUACCGAAGGCGGAACGAAUGGCAUAAAUCUGUUUCAGUUUUUCAUCAACCCAGGUUCAUUUUCUCAAUCAGUCGAGAAUCUGUUUUGUCUUAGCUUCCUCAUACGAGAUGGCAAAGCAGCCAUCGACUGUGACGACGAGGAAGGGGUGGAAAGAGAGUUUCCUGUGGUUUAUUCAACCGAGCCCGCUGGGGCUGAUGUGAUUCAAGAAGACGGAUUCACCAAAACUCAAAUCAUCUUGGAAUUGACCAUGCAAGAUUGGCAGGAUGCAAUCGACCUUUAUGGAAUUGAGAGUAGUAUUAUUCCUGAUCGGCCAGAUGUACAAGCUACUCCCUCCAACACUAAAAAGAGCAAAUGGCACUAG